This is a messenger RNA of Aspergillus wentii DTO 134E9, 831 nucleotides long. Its product is annotated as Efg1 domain-containing protein. The record is from RefSeq and is a predicted model, not a curated record. Gene Ontology annotation, cellular component: preribosome, small subunit precursor; nucleolus. NCBI's taxonomy places the organism in Eukaryota, Fungi, Ascomycota, Eurotiomycetes, Eurotiales, Aspergillaceae. The coding region runs from base 1 to 831 and encodes 276 amino acids. The transcript has 2 exons. Gene Ontology annotation, biological process: maturation of SSU-rRNA from tricistronic rRNA transcript (SSU-rRNA, 5.8S rRNA, LSU-rRNA).
AUGCCAUCCAAGAAGAAAAUCCACUUGACUCGCACGGAAAACAACUACCCCUCUGUCAACGAGCUGAAGAGGCGGAUCCGGGAUGUCAAGCGACUACUCAACCGGGUUGAUCUGCCCGCUGAUGCGCGGAUCGUGCAGGAACGAGCACUGAAAGGAUACGAGAGAGAUCUGGAGGAUGAAAACAAGAGACGGGAUCGUUCGCAGAUGAUCAAGAAGUACCAUUUCGUUAGAUUUCUCGAACGCAAAGCAGCAACCAAAGACCUCAACCGACUUCUCCGUCGCGAAAAAGAACUCGACCCCAAAGAAGAUAAAGCCGCUCUCAAAUCCCUCAAGAAGCAAAUCCACUCUGCCCGCGUGAACCUCAACUACACCAUCUACUACCCCCUCACGGAAAAAUACAUCUCGCUCUACGCAGACAAGAAACAGCACAAGAAGUCCGAAGAAGACGAGACCGAGGCAGACACCGAUACCGUCAAACUCACCCCUCUCGCUGCAGAAGAAAAACCUCCCAUGUGGAAUGUCGUUGAGAAGAGCAUGGCGGAGGGAACCCUUGAUCGUCUCCGAGACGGCAAAUUGAAGACCGGAUUGAGCACCGACGACACACCCACUACAUCAUCGACGACAGACAAGAAGAGCAAGGAUAGCAAAGAUACCAAAAAGUCCAGCCACGAGAAGAACAUCCCCGAGAAGAAGAGCAAAUCGAAAUCCGACCAGACUGAGCCGAGGAAUCGCAGGGAGAGACGGAGAGAAGACAUUGAAAUGCGCGAGGCAUACCGCAAAGCACAGAACGACAACGAUAACGAUAGCGAUGGUGGCUUCUUUGAGGAAUAG